Danio rerio (zebrafish) is the source of this 2919-nucleotide messenger RNA. The record is from RefSeq and is a predicted model, not a curated record. Lineage: Eukaryota; Metazoa; Chordata; Actinopteri; Cypriniformes; Danionidae.
AUUGCCUCUGUUGCCAUGGCAACCCGCAGCAGGUUGCCAAGCGAGGACGGCUCUCUUUCGAGCAGUGGAUCUGGGAAACUGAACACUGGCAGAAGCUCCACAGCUCGCAGAUCCACAAUACAGAAAACACCCAAAGAAGAGCAGCACGCCAGAAACGACCAUUAUGACUCUCUAACCGGCUCUCUGCGCCUCAUCACCAUCAAACCCAUGGCGGCUCCGCUCAACUAUUCCUAUCCGGACUCGUCCAGCCACAGCCAAGACUCUGUCAUUCUCAACGGAGAGGUCAACAUGGGGCUGAAGCAGAAGUCGGACAUUGAGCAUUAUCGAAAUAAGCUGAGGUUAAAAGCCAAAAGGAAAGGUUACAGUGACGGGCCGGGCAGCAGCGGGAGUGGCAGUGGACACAUGUACAGCCAUCGGGACAGGCUGAGGCGCGAAAACGCUUCCCUGGACCUGGAGGAUCUGAGGGGGCCCAAGGAGGACAGGAAACCCUCCACUUAUGUAAAGUACCGCAGGAGUGAUUCCCACAGGGAGCCAGCAUAUUGGAGCAGGCAGUCUCUGAACACCCCGAGCCCAGUGGAGACGGAGAUGGACAUGCUGGUCAUGAGGGAGAGAUCUAGAAGGGGUAUUCGCAACAGUGGCUAUGAUGGUGAGCCUGAACCCUUUGAAGAGACGGAUGUGGACCGUCUUCUGAGUUCCCUGGGCUUUGGAGGUGGCCACCAGGUUAAAGGCCACUCCGACUCAUCCACUCUGAGCUCACAGCCCUCCAUCGACGAAGUGAGGCAGCAGAUGCACCUUCUCUUAGACAACGCCUUUGGUUUAGCCUCUGCCGAACCAACCCCAGCAAACCACCACCACCAUCACCACCAUCCUCACAGUGCUUACAACCCCAGUCAUGGCAGCCCUUACCUGGAUGGAGUCACCAGCGCACCUGGGACUAUGAACCACCCCAGUGGAGCUCUACAGCGCGGCUCCUCCUUUGGGCCAGACAUGCACCAGUGUAGCCUCCCCAAACCAGGAUUCAGGUUUACCCAGCUGCCUGAUAUGGGUUUGGGCUCCCCGCCACCCCUCAUUCCUCCAAGAGGUGGAGUCCCACCUGGAACUUCACUUAGAUGCUCCACACCAGACAUGAGUCUGAAGCCGCGGGUCUCCGAGGCCUCUGAAAUGAGUCAGCACAACGGCACCCCUUACCUGCCCAUCAACAGAGCUCCGUUCCCUGCUGUCACUGUCGACGAGUCCAUGACCAGCUACUCAGGAAACCCAAUGACAGCAGUAUAUGCCAUAUCUGCCAACCGGCCCGGGUACUCGGACUACUUCGUCCUCUCUCCACCGUCCUCGUACCGCAGCCCGUCCUGGAUGUCCUACCCUCCAGAACCAGAGGACCUUCCGCACCAGUGGAACGACACAGUAAAGAACCAGUGUCACCUGGAGACCAUCUGCUGAACUGGAGUUAUUUCUGAUGUUGAGCAGACACAGAAUUUUAACAGGGGUUGCACACCACCAAAAAGAAUCCCGGAUUCAGCGACCCCUAACCGACCACAACACUUGGUUAAAAACAGCCAACCUAACCCCAAAGCCACAAGGUCACCUGCCAGCCUAAGCGAGAUGCAGCACCCGAUGAACCAACGUCUACAGUGAGGGUAAAACCCACCACAACAACAACCGCUCACUGGCCAAAACUGUGUUUUUCUUAAAGCUUUUUCAAAUUAAGAAGUGUUGUAUCUUAUGCAGGUGGUUUUAUGUGCAUUUUAAACACUUGAUUACUAAUAACAAACAACUAAAACACUUUUUUUCUUGCUUCAUCAAUGCCUAUCUGUGUCUUUUGCUCUCAUUCAUGCAUUUAAAAAAAAAAAUGUAGGUGAUUUUUUUGUGCACUCUCUAUGGCUUAUGUACGUAAAAAACAAACAAACAACGAUGAUGACGAUGAAUGAUGUUAAAGAAAUUGAACAUUUGAAGGGAUGUGACAUCCUGUACUGUAUUUACUGUAGUCAAAAUGCAAAAAAAAACAGUAUAUGCUUUUUUCUUUCUCUCAAAAAAUGCCAUAGUUUAUGCUGUAUUGAAGUGUCUCACGAUGCACAACCGUUCAUGAAAGGCAUGAAUUGUGUUUUACGUGUGAUUUGGGAGGAUAGCCAUAAAGUGGACAAAUGAUGAAUGGAUGGAGGGAUUCAUAUUUUUACUAGCCUUUUUGUAAGAGUAAGGAAAACCGACAUAUUAUAUUGCCUUAUAAAAAGGUACCAAAAUAUAUAUCUAUAUCUAUAUAUAUGAGAUCAAGUAUGCAGCAUAUGCCAAAAUUGACUUGAAAUCUAAUUAAUUGAAAAGUGUAGCAUAGUAUUAUAAUAUGACAUAAAUUUGCUACAACUAAGCAAGUACGGUGUUACAGAAGUAACAUUAGGCAUGUGUUCUUAUAAGAAUGAGUCUUAUGCAUGUAGUUUGGACAUAUGAAUCAUAAGGGCUUUGUAUGUCAAGAAAGUCCCAUAUUUUAUUGGGCAGUUAUAGAACGGAUGUCUACUGUAAAAAGAGUCAUACAUGGCAAAUAUCCCAUUAAGUAGUUGCUACAUGUUACUGUACUUUAAAAACCUUUCUUUAAUUUAUUUUUGGGGUUAAAAGUCUGUUUUGUUGCGAUGAAUCAAGCUAGAUAAUCGGAUUAUGAAAAUAACAUAAUGUGUUGUGUAAAUUAUUACAAAUGCCACUGUUGUUUGAUUUGUGUUGAAAUGAACAUUGUCCUUUCUGUUUAACUUCGGUGGUGCGGGGGAUGUGCAAAUAUCAUGUAAUUAAGGUUUUCUUUUCAAAAGUUUUUAUAUCAAUCAAAUCACCCUCUUUUUUUGGCCAACAACGAAGGACAUUCUGCUAAAAAAAAAUGCUACCAAUGUAAAAUAUUGUGCUUCAGAUGUUAAAAAAAGACAAAAAGACCAAAAAAAAAAA